AUGCUCUAUAACCCCACUCCCCUCGCACUAGUACCUACUACUCAGGAUCCUCCCACCGAGUUUACAACAGACAUCAGUGAGGUGACGUACUUAGGAGCAGAGGAGAGGUUUACGGAGGAAGUCACCACAUCACCCAACGAUGAUGAGACGGUUACUAUGACAACAGAAAAUACUUUCUCACCAGAUAAAGAAGGAGACGAGGAGAGACAAGGUGUUUAUAAUUUCAUCAAAGUCAAAUUUACAUUGCCAGGAAAGUCGAACGGUGAUAUUGACGGGACGUUGAGAACAGAUAUAAAGAAUGCUAUAAAUCCAAUUCUGAGUGAGAAAGUCGAAGAAUACAAUACAUCAUCCGUUGCAUUUAGCGAAUGUGAAGGUGACUGUUUGGCAGCAACUGUGAAACUGGAUUUUAUGUUGCGGAUUACUCUGGAAGAAAGACGAGGGGUAAUCAAAGUGCUUUACGAGAUAGUUGAACGGAACCAAACACUUGGAAGCCUUCGUGUUGAAAUGCUUUAUGUAUUGAAUGUAAAAGGAUCUUAUGAAAGGAUACAUACUGCAUGUGACAUCACACAUUGCAAACCCGAUAUGAAAUGCUUCACUGAAGGGAAUGAUUGCUCAUCUGUUUGUGCUGACAAUACUGAAUAUUGUCUUCAUGGAAGAUGUGAAAAAUUUGCUCAACAGUCUUUCAUCACUUGCCAUUGCGAAGAAGGUUUCACUGGUCCGCGAUGUACCCACGAGAUAGGGAAAGACGAGAGCGAUGCUGAUCUUUAUGUUGGGAUCAUCGCAGCUAGCGUUAUAGCUUGCAUCAUCGUUCUAGCAAUCAUCCUGGCAACUUGCAUCAACAUCUUCAAUAAGAAACGCAUCCGAACUGGAAGAUCCGAAGAGCUGUUUGGCAUCGAGAACGUUGUAGCUUUAGAGUUAAUGGAUGAGAAAUCUCAAUUGGAUGGUAUGGCGACCCAGACAGACGAAAGUUUCCUACUCGCUCGAUCGCACAAGGAUGGUGUUGCCCCUAAAGCAGGCCAUGCCCACAAGAUCAUGCAGACCAAUGACUCUUUUCUACUGGCCAAGGCACAGCUACUAAGGGCACAUGGUUCGGCAACGCGCUACAGAGGGGCGGGGUCUCCUGUGGGUGUGGUCAGUGGGAAUACGCGUCGCCUGAGUGAUCGACCAUCAGAGAGCAAGAUACCCGAAGUCGAUCAUGCCGAACCCAGUACAAGCACUGCCGGAGUUAACGGAGUAGCGAGGAAUCCCUCAACAAAGAAGGAUCGAGCACCAGCCCCACCUCAGCAAAGUCCUGCACCCCCCUCUCAAAAUGACAAAGCCACACCUUCCACCAGUAAAGGCGAGCAGUCCCCUAUUCCUUCCACAGAAAGCGCUCCAAAGCCAGCAGUCGAAAAUGAGGAGGGAAAUAUAGAGGUACCUCCCCCAGAGAAGCCGAUAAAGUUGGUAGAGGGUAAUGACGUGAUUUCAGAUGCUUACCCUGGAAGAAAAAUACUAAAAGUUUAGCCCCUAAUCAGUCUUCUGUUUGGGAUGAUCCGAGAAUAAACUUCAUCUGUUGAAAGAGACAAUAUUGUAUUUUUAUGAAUGUAUACUCCGCUUGUACUAUGUUUGCCUUCAUCUUGUCCCUGUAAGUUACAUGUAUGCCGAAGUCCGUCCGAAGAUAACCCGAAUUGUGUCUGACCUCUCCAAACGAAGAAAUAAUACAAUGAACAGUACUUGUUCCCGAAAUCCAGUACAGAUGAUUGUUUCUGUCUUAUUGCUGUAUGUCACUGUCAUUAUUAAUGGUAUGAUUACAGCACUGACAGAUUAGUGUAACCUGACCUAAACACUUUUUUAUUGUUGUAAACGCACAUGUUAAAUCAGUAUGACCAUUUUUGUCUCGCCUGAACGAAGUUCGGCAGAGACCUAGUUAUCUCGCCUGAACGGAGUUCAGCACAGGCCUAGUAAACACUAUUCCUGUUGGUCUGUUAGUCCGUUAGUGUGUUGGUCUGUUCGAAAAAGUUUUUGUUCAACUUGCUCUCAUUUAUUAUUUCUACAUCAUUUAUGUUCACACUUGGUAAACAUGACUUGGAAAAUACCACAUCUGUGUCCAUGAUCAAGUAUCCCAGGAUAAUGGGGACAAAGUUCAUCUAGGGAGGCAAAAUGUCACAUGAUUAUGAGGUCAUGUUCAUCUCCUUUUUAAAGUUUUUUGUGCAACUUGUUCUCAUUUCUUUAUUUCUGCAUCAGUUAUGUUCACACUUGGUACAAAUGAUCCUCGGGUAAUAUUUAUGUGCGUUGUUGAGGAUGAUAGGGUCAGAAGGUCAAGCUUUUGUUAAAAUUGCACUUAUUUUUUAAUUUCAGCAUCAACUGUGUUUGCACUUGGUACACAAAUGAUUCUUGGGUAAUACCACAUGUGUGCUCAUGAGGAUGAUGGGGUCAAAGGUCAUCUAGGGGUCAAAAGGUCAAAUGAUAUGAGGUCAUGUCCAUGUUUUUCAAGUUUUUGUUCAACUUGCUCUCAUUUAUUUUAAUAUAUCUUCAUCAGUUGUGUUCAUACUCGGUUCAAAUGAUCUUUGGGUAUUACCACACGUGUGUUCUUGAGGAUGAUUAGGUAAAAUGACAUCAAAGGGUCAAAAAAUCAUAUUGCAUAUUUUAUUGAUCGCGAAAUCAGGCGAGACUCCUGUUUCGUGAACCGCCUUGUUCCAAUAAUAACGGCAUAUCAUUGAAAUAAAUUGCGUUGACGUCUUGUGGAAAGGCAUAUUUUGUAAGUAUGAAAAAGGAAAUUUUAAAUGAAUAUCAUCUUCGCAUGAUAAUAUUAAUGAUGAAGAAGAAGAAUAGUUUGAAACACUCGACAUCACGAAUUGAUGAAUGCAAGUGGAUUUUUCAAAGUCUUCCGCAUGAUACCUUCGAAUUUAGCCACUAUAAAGUAGUAUCACAAUCAACCAAUAUCAUAUGUUUGAAACCAUUAUUUAGUAUUAUUUUAAUCGUGUAGCCAAAGACUUGAUAAUUAUGUUUUGUUGUAUGUCAUUGUGUGUGUGAUAGUUUGCCGAGCUGUUAAUAGGCCUGCUAGUUUAUGCUCACUUGUUGUAUAAUCAGUACCAUCACUCAUGUGUAUUGUAUUAUACCCUAUGUGUUUUUAAAGUUUAUAUGUAUAUAUUCUACAUUUUCGUAGAUACAUGCACUAUAUGCAAAAACGCAUAUAUGUUCAUGUGCUCCUUUUCUUUCCAUACUAACCAUGUUAGCGUGUAAUCUUGUUUCCAUUUGUCAUAAUAAUGUUUGAUCGUUAGCAUUGUUAUUGUAAAGUGUAUCUGUUGUUAAAGGGCGUGUGUUUGUUGGGGUGGACUUGACCUUUAAUACAUUUUGUCAAUAAUUGAUAUGAAUUGGCAAUUUGGAUAGGCAAGUUGCUUUCUUCAGUUCUUAAACGGAAGAAAAUUUUGAUCCAUUGUAAGAAUAAAUUGCGAAAUAAAGGAGAAAACAGAAUUUCAUCUUAUAUAAUGUUGCAGAAACAUGCCUUUGCAUAUUUUUGGUAUAACUGUAUCCCCCUAAAAAUAUGAGAAAAAUUAGAAAGAGAGCUGAAAAUAUUUCUUGAUGGCUAUUCUGUUCAUUUUUUUAACAAAAUAUUAGUGUAGAAAGUGAUUGCUUGAUGGACUUAGAUCACAAGAACAUUUGGAUUUAGAGAGUGUUCCAUCACGUCAAUUCUACUAAGUGUCAAGUCUGUGUUUUUUAAUCGUAGAUGUUAUGAACAUUUUUUAAGAAUUCAGUGCAAAUUCAUUUCUGCCCAAAUUAAGAGAUUUUCAUUUUUGAAAUUUUGAGUAAAAUGUACUGUAGUUAUGAUAUUGCUGCUUGAUUUUCAAAUUUCAAUCUGAUGUUGGAAUGAAGAUUUUAGAGGGCAUAACGGAAAUAAAGAGAUUGAUGGAAGCCAUUUAUACCAAGUCA
Messenger RNA from Lytechinus pictus (painted urchin), 3909 nucleotides. RefSeq lists its product as uncharacterized. Gene Ontology annotation, biological process: positive regulation of mitotic nuclear division; positive regulation of cell population proliferation; epidermal growth factor receptor signaling pathway. The coding region runs from base 1 to 1503 and encodes 500 amino acids. The record is from RefSeq and is a predicted model, not a curated record. The transcript is spliced from 9 exons. Lineage: Eukaryota; Metazoa; Echinodermata; Echinoidea; Temnopleuroida; Toxopneustidae.